Molecule: messenger RNA, 5635 nt
Organism: Megachile rotundata (alfalfa leafcutting bee)
Lineage: Eukaryota; Metazoa; Arthropoda; Insecta; Hymenoptera; Megachilidae
Gene: chm
Product: lysine acetyltransferase chameau
Biological process (GO): regulation of transcription by RNA polymerase II
Cellular component (GO): nucleus; histone H3-K14 acetyltransferase complex; chromatin
Molecular function (GO): transcription coregulator activity; zinc ion binding; chromatin binding
Source: RefSeq, a predicted model, not a curated record
UAAGUGAGAAGUAUGUAAAAUGAAGCUUUUUUUGCCUUAAUUAAGUUUAUUUAUAAAUAACUUCUUCGUACAUGACUUGGAAGAGUACAAAAAGUACUGUAGAAAUGAGGUUAAACAGUAUUCAUUGCCCACUGAAAAGAUAGCACAAUAGAAAUGACCCCAAAAAGGAAGACUACCAGCUCAGAAUCUACUUCAACCACCAGUUCUGGUUCUUCGUCAAGUAGUUCAUCAAGUUCAGGCAGUGAAUCUAGUUCAUCCGAUUCAGAAAAUUCCAGUAGUUCUGCCAACAGCCAAAAAGCAUCCGAUGCAGAGAGGACAAAGAAGAAGACAUCCUUCUCAGUUAAUCGACAUGGCAAAUCUAAAUCCGAUGCAGCUUCUAUACCGUCUACAGAAAAUAAAAACAAAGAGAGGGUACCACCAAAGAAUAGACCCGUGGUAUAUUCCUCAGAGUCUGAAGGAUCACCAAGCAAAGUAAAGUCUGCUAAACGAAAACCACCAGCUAAACCUAAAGCAACUGCCACGGUAGCACCUGUUGUUAAACAACAAAGACCUCCUGUGAAAACUGUAGCUAGUGCUGGCCAACAGAAAAAUGUACCUAAUACAAAACCAGUUGGUAACAAGCCAAACAAACCUUCUACCUCCAACAAUGCUAAUGGGAAAGCUGUUGACAAAUCCGCAAAAACAACAUCAGAACCUGUACAAAAGAAGUUAAAAAAGAAAAGUAUAUUUAGUCCUGAAAAUAGUAGUGAAAGCGAUAGUGGUGUUCCACCUAAAGUUAACACAGCAAAACCAGCAAAUAACUCAGCAAAAUAUGCAAAAACUCAGCAACCCAAACCAAAACCAAAUAGAGCUAGUUUAAUAACGAAAACGGCCCAAGCGCGUAAAUCAGAUAGUUCUGCAAGUUCAAAGAGCUGUUCCGGUGGAUCAGGUUCCUCUGCCUCGACAGACAGUAGCACAGAUUCCGAAUCAUCCGAGAGCGUAGCUAGCCCGCAACCUACAACGAAAAAGAAAGAACCCCAGCCAAGUACAGCAAUAAACGUUUCCUCGAAUAUUCCACCGAAACGGCCUUCCGCAACAGUUGCACCUGUUAAACCACAAAAAUGUACAAAACGACAAAGUACAGUAAAAAGCGAAGAUGAAGCCGACGCAUCUGCCAGUGAAAAAGAAAUGGACGAGCAUGGAGAAACGAACACGACGAAAACAUUGAAUAAAGGCAAGCGGAAAUUACAAACACGAAAAGGAAGCAAAUUAAUUCAGCUUCAAGCGAAGGCAGCCAGUGACUCGGAAUCCGAUACAGUAUGGUUCUCAGGUACGGAAACGGUAGCGUGUAAACGUAUCCUGCAAAUUCCGCUGAUCCGGUGUGAUUUAUCGAGAGUAGCUGAAAGCAAGAGGAGUACGAGCAAAUCACCGGUUAAACGUGCUGGGCCUAGUACCGCUGCCAGACACUCGUCCGGACCAAAUAGAGUAGCACAAAACAGUGGUACUUCGAGUACCACUAGUGGAAGAUCUGGACAAGGAAAUUAUGGUCGUUCGCGUGCGACCAAGGAAAGAGAAUGCCCUCUAGCACCAACUUGCGAUUCUAGGGGUCAUCUCUCUGGAAAACUUGACUCGCACUUCACCUUGGAGGCAUGCCCUUUAUAUCACAAUACCACGCCGCAAGCUUGCGUAGAGUUUUAUAAAGAAAGGAAGAAACGAGAAGAGGAAAGGAAAAAAGCGAUAUCAUGUUUAGCCAAAAAGUCUCCGAAAGGAAUGCAUCAAACAACGGAACAAAGAAACUAUCAGCUGAAAAUGAGAGAAAUGAGGAAUAAGUGGAAAGGAGGCACUGGCGAUGGAAACGAAAGCGAUAGUAGUAGCGAAGUUCAAGGAAACGAGAAAGAUCGUCAACCUCGUUUAACGAAUUUAACUCCGGAAUACGACUUAAAAUUGUUUAUGGAGGCACAAGCGAUAGCUAGUGAAAAGAUUGAAAAGGAGUUAAAGGAAUUGGACUACGACGGCGAAGGUAGAAACAGCGGCGGAACACGAGUUAUCGAAAUGGGAAAAUGGGAAAUGGAAGUGUGGUACCAGAGUCCGUAUCCUGAAGAAUUCAGUCGCGCUCCGAAACUUUAUCUAUGCGAAUACUGCUUACGAUAUGCAAAAAGUCGUCAGGUUUUAAGGCGACACCGAGAGAAAUGUUUGUGGAGACAUCCUCCUGGGCACGAAGUAUACAGGAAGGACAAGAUAGGCGUAUGGGAAGUGGACGGAAAACGUUACAAGCAAUACUGUCAGAAUCUGUGUCUGUUAGCGAAGUUCUUCUUGGACCACAAAACGUUGUAUUACGACGUCGAGCCUUUCCUUUUUUACGUGAUGACAAUCGGCGACUCCGAAGGUUGCCAUACCGUCGGUUACUUCAGCAAGGAAAAGAAUUCUUUCCUCAAUUACAACGUAUCCUGCAUUCUGACGUUGCCUCCUUAUCAACGACAAGGAUACGGUCGACUGCUCAUCGAUUUCAGUUACUUAUUGACUAGAGUCGAGAAAAAGAUUGGCUCGCCUGAGAAGCCUUUAUCGGAUCUGGGCUUGAUCUCGUAUCGCAGCUACUGGAAGGACGUUUUGCUGCAGUACCUCUGCAAUUUCGGGGGCAAGGAACUCUCCGUUAAAGAUAUCAGUAAGGAGAUGGCGAUCGACUCGUACGACAUCGUCAGUACCCUGCAAGCCCUCGGUAUGAUGAAGUACUGGAAGGGCAAGCAUAUCAUCCUGAAGAAGCAGGACGUGAUCGACGACUACAAGGAGAGGGUGAAGAGGCGAGGACCCGUCUACAAAGAGAUCGAUCCGGAGUGUCUGAAAUGGAACCCCUUCCAGCCUCCCAAGACGCCCUCCACCUCGAACUAAGGUUUGCAGCAGCAGCAGCAGCAGUAGCAGCAGCAGCAGCCCAGAAUGACGCCGACGCCAGCCUUCCCCUUCUACGACGACGGAGGGCGGUGGUCGAUCUCUUUCUCUUCUUCGUCGUCGUCUUCGUUUUUUUUUUCCUUUUUUACUCCCUCGCCUCGUGGUGCUUCUCUUUCUUACUCGACCGUCGCCUCUCGCGACACUCGUCGAACCCAUAAGCUACGUCACGCGGAUUUCGCGUGUUCCCGCUGACUAGGGAUGUCCAAGGGAUUGCCCUUGUGGCGACAGUGUACAUCCCUCGGGGCAGCGUUAAAAAUUUCCGAAGCGGAUAACUCGAAUCGCGUCGAAUACCUACCUUUGUACUAACAGUGAUUUCGAAGGAAAAUACCUGUUAUAUUUUCCGAGUUCCAUAAAAAUCAAGCAGACGUCACCGAUUUCAAUGAUCCUGAAAUAUGUUGUCAAAGACCGACCGAAUAACUUUGGUACUGUGGAUGUUGAAUAUUAAAAGAUAUCAUGUUGCGCUAGAAUGCAAUAUACUUUGUCAUUGAAGUCGGUGAGGCGCGCUUCUUUCUACGUCAUUACCGGCUAAAUUGAGACCCAUACCCUGUGAGCGUAUUACAAUGUUACCGUUGCCCCGAGGUUUAUUUCGUGGCGAACCGCGUUGCUCCGAGCCAGUAGGGCAACCCGUGGACAGGUCUGGCCACAACGAUCGAUGAAUAAAACUCCUGAAGAUCCUUUGAGGAACUCUCGAGAGCCCUCUGGAACCUCCGCGGGAUGCAACGGGGUCAACGAGUCGAGCAACGCGUAACUAGUUCCCCUCGAGACGUCCCUCGAUUACCAGAAACAAUGAUUCGUACUCGAGUAAUUAACUUCCGUUCGGAAUCGUGCUUCUUGACCUCGUCAACGUUCUCGAUCUUUCCAUGCCGACAACGAAGAUCGAACAGUAGCCAUCGCCGGUAACCCUAUCUACGAUCGACUUUCGUAACACGCGAACAGUGUACGUUUUUGUUCGUCGACGAACAUUUACGAAAAGCUCUGACGUGCCUUUUACGACGCGUAAUUGAAAAGCUUGAGCAGCUUCAAGAUUCAAAUUCUUGUUAGACCGAUCUUCGACUCCAAUCAUGAAUAAAUAUAAUCUUCGUUGUAGCGUAGAUCGAGAUGCGAUGGACUGAUCGUCGAGUUUUGUAUAGUGUACUAAAACGUGAUACCGAAACUGUACUCGUUGCAUCCCGUGACAAGAGUAGGAAUAAUUUACGACCUCGCUAUAUCGUGGCAAAGACUGCUUUACCUUAUGGGUAAAACGAUCUCGUUGAAAUAUGUCGCGCUAUGGUGUAUAGUCAUUACACCCACUCGAAUUAAACGUCGAUACUAUGUUAUCGAUCGGUGCAUGGCACGUUGCAAACCGAAGAAUUUCAGGCGUGGAGAUACCGGAGAGGCACGACGCGUCCUCGAUAGGUCUGUUAGACAAAGUGAAAAAUAACUCGAAAGCAAUCGAGUCAAGGUUAAACAGGAUCAAUUUAAAUGCUCACGUUCUUAUGACGCGAUGCACCGCAGUCGUAAGGAUCGUAGAAAAAGUUUUAACCGCGAUGCCCUGUUCGCGAAGUCUGUGACUGCGAUUUAACGCGUUCGCUGAGGACACGAUCGAUACCUGUCGCGAUUAAUUAAUAUUAUUUUUAUUUAUUUCGUUCGCGCCGCGAAUGUCCGCUCGCGAGCACCGUUCUAGGAUAAGUGGCAAUGGAAGAAGAGCCCGUGACAAGUAGAGUAACCGUUUACUCGAGAAUAUUUUAUUGCCGAACAUGAAAAUGGCUCGUGUUAAGUGGGCGUAAUACGCGGUAAUUCUCGAGCGUUAUGGCCAUAGACGUGUACAGAUAGACUGAGCGCUAUUAUAGGAGAGUUAAAUUGCAGUCGACUCUCUCUUUCGUAGAGUAUCCCUAGAUCUCUGUAUCCUUAUGUCUGUAGUUCAAUUCCGGCCAAUUUAAUUCAGAACAGUAAUCAGACAGAAGGGGGAGCAGCAAUCUCGAACGCGCGAAAAAUUCCCGACCACUUUACGCGUUAAAAAGAGUGGCAACGAUUACUACUUUUGUCCCCUUUUUUCCGUGUCAACCCCAUUGAACGCAGCACGCAAUAUAUCUGUAGAACACGUUUAUGGACCCUCCCUUGUAUCGUGAUUUCUCUGAGAGAAGCGUAUUCGCCGGUGUCGAAAACGUGUGGCGUGGUCCGCAGCGAACACGUUCGCGCGAACGUAGCGUAUAACGCGCAUCGACUUUACGAUGUAAGGGAAUAUCGUUAAAGGAUAGGAUAUCUUAAUGUUAAAUCGAAUGAAAAUUGCAUACAUAUUGAUGGAACAAUUUUUUUCUUGUAUUUUUUAUUCACUUUAUUUUGUUGAAACAGGUGAAGCGAUGCAUUUAGGGCGAGCGGAACAAGUAAUUUUCUACAGUCACGAAAUAGUGCAAUUUAUUAAUCUUUGUAAGAAAUAAAUGUUGUAUAAGUACAAAUAGCGUAGAGAUUUCCUGUUUCGUUCGCUCUUUUUCCCUUGUACGGAGUUACAGAACAUACAGACAGUUUUUCUCGUUGCGUACUUUCAUCCGAGGAACAAUUUACAAAGAAACAACAAAAUAUCUCUUUUUUUCAACGUUUGUCCACGUUAUCGACGAUUCUCUUCUUCGUUGACCAAUACUCUGCGAGUAAUAAUCUGUAAUUUAAACGUUUCAUAAUCAUGUAUGUUAAAAGAAUGUACAGUACUAUUUAUAAAUAAUACAAUUUUUAUCCAUAA